AUGAGCAUUCAAAGAAUUAUGCUUCUGCUUCUGCAACUGAUCACCCUCAUAGAAGUGCUUUUAGCAGCCGCAGCUUCAGCUCAAACAACAGCAGCAACAUUAAGCCCUCCUUCUUCUGAUCAAGUAGAAGUCAAGCCUGGCUGCCAAGACAAGUGUGGAGAUGUGAGCAUCCCAUAUCCAUUUGGCACAACCCAGGAUUGUUACUACAACCAGGAUUUCCUCAUCACUUGCAAUGACACAUAUAACCCUCCAAAGCCUUUUCUUAGAAAAAGUGACUCAAUUGAGGUCACAAACAUAUCUGUGGAUGGGAAGCUGUAUAUUAAGCAAUACAUAGCCAUACAAUGUUUCAACAAGUCAGGCACGCCAUUGGGUGGCUUACAAAAUUCUCUCUCCCUCUCCCGAUUCUUCAUAUCAGACACCGAUAACAAGUUCGUGGCGGUCGGGUGUGACACCUCUGCAAAUAUCAUAGGUUACAAAGGGAGAGCCUACGGGUACACCGGUGGGUGCACCACAACAUGUGGCAGCAUUGACUUUGUUGCCAACUAUUCAUGCUCUGGUAUAGGCUGUUGCCAAACAUCCAUUGCUAAAGGGAUGACCUUUUUUAAAGUAAGUGUAACUAGUUCCAACAACCAUAAGAAUGUGUGGGAUUUCAGCCCCUGCAGCUAUGCCUUCGUAGUCGAAGCGGGAAAGUUCAACUUCUCCUCCAACAUGCUCAAGGAUUUGGAAGAUGUGAGAUUGCUCCCAGUGGUACUAGAUUGGUCAAUUGGAAAUGAAGCAUGUGAAGUUGUUGAAAAUAAAAAGUUGAUGAACUACACAUGUCAAAAGAACAGUAGGUGUGAUGAUGUUGACAAUGGUGUCGGGUAUCGCUGCAAGUGCAAGGACGGCUACCAUGGGAAUCCAUACCUCAAUGGCUGCCGUGACAUUAAUGAAUGCGAUGAUGCAAACCUCCAUGACUGCAGACAAAAUUGUAUAAAUACAGAUGGAGGCUAUAAAUGUUCUUGCCGGAAGGGGUACCAUGGUGAUGGUAGAACAAACGGAGAAGGUUGCUCCCCUAAUCGAACAUUAGUUGUUCAGAUUACUGUUGGAAUCGGGGUCAGCCUCUUAGCCUUGCUAAUGGGAAGCUUAUGGUUUUACUUGGGAUACAAAAGAUGGAAGCUGAUGAAGCUGAAGGAGAAGUUCUUCCGGAAAAAUGGAGGACUUAUGCUACAACAGCAACUUUCAGAACGACAAGGAUCCACUCACGAAACGGCGAAAAUCUUCACUGCAGAAGAACUUGAGAAGGCCACCAACAAUUAUAGUGAGACUAGAAUCAUUGGCAAGGGUGGUUUUGGUACAGUGUACAAGGGAAUUUUGGUAGACGGCCGGGUGGUUGCAAUCAAGAAGUCAAAAAUGGUGGAUCAAAGCCAAAUAGACCAAUUCAUUAAUGAAGUGUUGGUGCUUUCCCAAAUCAACCAUAGAAAUGUGGUCAAGCUUUUAGGUUGUUGUUUUGAAACAGAAGUUCCACUACUAGUUUAUGAGUUUGUCACCAAGGGAACCCUCUUUGACUACAUCCAUAACACAAGCAAGGCAACGAAAUCAAACAAUUCUUGGGAAAUCCAUCUAAGGAUAGCUGCAGAAACUGCUGGAGUGCUAUCCUACUUGCACUCUGCAGCCUCUGUUCUAUCAUUCACAGAGAUAUUGGUUCCUAUAGACCAAGCUGAGUUAUCUACGAUGGUGCAAGGAACUCUGGGGUAUUUAGACCCCGAAUACUUGCAGACAAGCCAAUUGACAGAGAAAAGUGAUGUUUACAGUUUCGGGGUUGUCCUGCUUAAGGAGGUUUCAAACCUUGCGAAGAGGUGUUUGAGAGUGAAAGGAGAAGAAAGGCCAACAAUGAAGGAAGUGGCUAUGGAACUAGAAGGACUGAGAAGGAUGGUAAUGCAUCCAUGGGUUAGUAAUGAAGCCAAUUCAGAAGAGACUGAGUCCCUUCUUGGUGGAAUAUCCAUGGAAACUAUUAGUUGUGGAGGCGGUGGCAAUUCAAGUUCUGGGUAUGAUACCAUGAGGAACCACAUUAUGCUACCAGUAAAUGAUGGGAGAUGA
Messenger RNA from Prunus armeniaca (apricot), 2076 nucleotides. The record is from the annotation of a GenBank genome assembly. NCBI's taxonomy places the organism in Eukaryota, Viridiplantae, Streptophyta, Magnoliopsida, Rosales, Rosaceae.